AUAUUUGAAACCACAUAUUUUGGUGAUUUAUUUAGAUUAUAUAUAAUUGUGUUGGUAAGUUUUUAUAGAUUGAGCAUAAUUCAAUUGUAAUUACUGAAAGACAAAUAUAAUUGUGAGUGGGAAUUCGGAGCUGCUAGCUCACUAAUAGGGGUUUGAUUAAUUGCUGAUAAAUAUUUUUGUAUUUUGCAGUGACAUGUUUGCUAUGUUUGUUCAUCAUGGGGGAGAAUUUGUUAAUUUAGGAGGUAUGAAAAUAUAUGCAGGGGGUGAAGCAUAUGGUGUAUUUGAUUUAGACCCUAAUAAAUUUGGAAUGUGGGAUUUGUUUGAUGAACUAAAACAUCUAGGUUAUGUUAAGUGGAGAGGGCUGUCAUACAAAGUUCCAAAAACAAAUGUUUUUCAAGAAUUAGAAGGUGACAAAUCCAUAUUGCAAAUGUUGUCACAUCUUUCUAAAAGAUGUAGAACUUUGCAUGUUUUUACUGAUUAUGGUAUUAAAGGACCGAAUGAUGAAAUCCCUAGUCCUGGUCCUAAUCUUAGUACUUGUUUGGAAGGUGGUAAAAAUUAAAUUCAUGCUGAAAUUGAACAUGAAGUUCAAGUUGAUAUACGUAGUGUUGGACUAGAACAUGAAAUUGAACGUGAAGUUGAAGUUCAUAUUGCAACUGAACAUGAAGUUGAGGUGGAUAUAGGUGAGGGUCAUAUGGAUGAUGAUUCAGAGGAUGUUGAAUAUGUUCCAACUGAAAGUGAAGAAACUAAUGAUGAAAUGAGUGACAGCGAAUUGUGUUCUGAAGAUGAUGAAUACGAAGAAGCAAGGAGGAAAAUUGCUAACAAGUCUAAUAAAGGGAUAUGUGAUUCUAUGUUUGCUUGGGCUGCUGUAGUUGAGGGGGGGAUUUUCUGACUAUGAAAAUUCUGAUGAGGAUGUGUAUUCAUCUGAAACAGAUGAUGAGGCACAUAUCGUUAGAAGAAGAAUUAAAAGGAUUGUAUAUGAUCCUAACCGUGAUCAUAAAACUUUACAAGUAGUGGUAGGAAUGAGAUUUCAGGAUGGUUUCCAAGCAAGAGAAGCAUUGAAAACUCAUGCAAUUGAGAAUGGGCAGCAAAUUCAUUUCUCAAGGACUUGCAAAGAAAUGAUGGAGGCCAACUGCACUCCACCUUGCAAGUGGAGAUGCUAUGGCAGCGUAGUGGAAGCAAAUGGUGCAUUUCUGAUUAAGACUAUGGGUGAACAACAUUCAUGCUCUAGGGUUAUGAGAAACACUCAGGUCACAUAUGAUUGGAUAGCAAAGACAUAUUUGAAUAUCUUUAGAGUUAGGCCUGAACUUAAAGUUAAAGAGUUAAAAGCUGAUCUAUUGAGCAGAUAUAAAUGUCAUGUGAGUAAUUGGAAGUUGUAUGCAGCAAAACAAAAGGCUAUUGAGGAGCUGAGAGGUUCUGUAGAGGCACAUUAUGCUAAGCUGAGGAGUUAUGUGCUUGAGUUGCUUAGGGUGGAUAUGGAAGGGAGAUUUGUAUUGGAUCUAGAUGAUGGUGCUAUCUUUAGAGGUAUAUAUACAGGUUUUAGUGCUCUCAAGAAGGGAUUCUUGAUGGGAUGUAGAAGAGUGAUUGGGCUAGAUGGUGCAUUUUUGAAAACCUAUUUAGGAGGGGUGUUAUUGGUUGAUGUGGGAAAAGAUGGAAACAAUCAAAUGUUUCCAAUUGCAUGGGCGGUUGUUGAAGUAGAAAAUGAGUCAUGUUGGAAGUGGUUUCUCUCAAUACUGAUUGAAGAUUUGGGAUUGUCAACUGGUCUUGGAUAUACAUUCAUCAGUGAUCAACAAAAGGACUUAUUAAUGCAGUUGCAGAGUUGGCUCCACAUGCAGAGCACAGAAAUUGUGCAAGGCAUAUUUAUUGCAAUUGGAAGAAGGAGCAUAAAGGAGCCACUUUGAAGAAUAUAUUCUGGAGAGCUGUGAGGAGCACAUACGUGGAUGAUCUCAACAUUGCAUUGAAAGAAAUGAAGAAAUAAAAUGUUGGAGCUUAUGAAGACUUUGUGAGCAGAGAUAUGACAAAGUUUUGUAAAUCGUUUAUUAAUCCUCUAGUUGUUUCUGAUAUGAUCUUGAAUAAUGUUAGUGAAACAUUUAACGGAUAUAUAUUGAAUGCUAGAAGUAAACACUUGAUUGACAUGUUAGAGGAGAUAAGAUCAUCUCUCAUGGAGAGACAAUUUAGGAACUUAAGAGAGCUUCGCAAUAAUAAUGACAAGCACUGCCCUGAUGUUAGAAAAAAGCUAGAGAAGAUGAAGUAUAGUAGUGGAUAUUGUGUUACACAUCCUGCAUUAGAAGGUAGGUUUGAAGUUGAAAAGCAUGAGGAAAGUUUUGUUGUUGAUAUUGUUUCUAGAUCUUGCACAUGUAGAUUGUGGGAUAUAACAGGAUACCAUGUGCACAUGCUUGCUCAGCGAUAUAUUUUCUCGAGGAGAAUGCAGAAAAUUAUGUGCACGAGUACUUUUUUUUGGAGAGGUAUAAACUCUUAUAUGAAUUUGGGUUGCCGCCUUUGAAUGGUGAGAAGAUGUGGCCAAGAGCAGAAGGUUGUAAUGUAAAACCACCUCAAAGAAAAAAGAUGCCAGGUUGGCCGAAGAAAAGGAGAAUAAGAGACCCAUCAGAGCCAAAUCCUUCGAAUCCCAACAAGCUUAGAAGGAAUGGGUCACGUAUGACAUGCCAAAAGUGUUCAGCAAGGUCAUAACAGCAGAGGAUGCAAAAAUACACCUGUUGACAAGCCACCUAAAACAAAGGGUGAAAGAGGAAGACCUCGCAAAACAUAAGCACCACAAUAAAUAGUUGAACCAUCAACAUCAAAUGCAAGAAGCACUUCAAAAGGCAAUGAAGCAGCACAUCAAACUUUGGUUAGAAAAUGAAAGAGGGUUGCUUCCCAAGGCUAUGGUGUGAUGCAGUGUGAAUCUGGGAAUAUAUACAUGAAGAUGCCAUCUCACAAGAGGACUACAUUUGUCAACCCUAGGAAGAAGAGCACCACUUCAAGUUCAGCAAUUGAGAAGACCACUCAAGAAAAUAGAACUUAAAUAGCAAAAUGUGUACACAUAUUUGGUCAUUUUACUUUGAUGUUUUUUGCUGCUGGAAUAUAUCUUUUGCUGCCAGAAAAUAUGCUUAGGAAGCAGAAUUGGGCGUGUUUUGUGUUUUUUGCUGCUAGAAUUGGUUGUCACAUCUCUUCAGACUCUUAGUUAUAUUGUAGACUUGGGUGUGUUUUGUGUUAAUAGUUUAUGUAUUAGCUUU
This is a messenger RNA of Salvia miltiorrhiza (redroot sage), 3230 nucleotides long. RefSeq lists its product as uncharacterized. Lineage: Eukaryota; Viridiplantae; Streptophyta; Magnoliopsida; Lamiales; Lamiaceae. The coding region runs from base 1020 to 1898 and encodes 292 amino acids. The record is from RefSeq and is a predicted model, not a curated record. The transcript has 4 exons.